AUGGAUUCGACUUCGGAAAGUAGGACCAGUAGGAAAUCGAAUGUUUCCGAGGUUGCCGAGUUGAAUUCAGGAAGUAAGGAUGACAACGAGAACGUGAAAGAUGGCGGACUAGAAAAAGAUACGACGAGUGCCACCGAUGUUCCUCCGACGCUUGUCCGAAGGCCACCAAUCGUCAACCGGUAUGAUGUUGAAACGGAAAGUGAAAGUUAUAGCACGGAGUCUAAGACCGUUGACACGGAAGAUGAAUUGAUUGAAAGAUUUGAACAUUUUGAGUGGGGCAAGGGGAGUGGUCCCACUCUGACUAUUGGACCACCGGAUUCUGAAAGCGAAACCGACACAGAAUACGGGCCACCGUUAUCUGUCAUACACGAAGUUGAUGAAGAUAAUCUCACCGAAACAAACAGUCGCACCUCACAAGAUAGAACAAGUGAUGAUGAAGCCACUCUUUCUAAUAAACAACUAACUUCUCUCCCGGAUGACCAUUCUAGGAACUCGAAUCUAACUGGGAGUUGGAGCCGAACCAUUACGUCCGAUGACGAGGGUUUCCGAACUGAAGACGAUGUUUUAGAUCUCCUUGAUGGCGAGGAUGAGUCUAUGAUUGGUGGGCCUACGGUUGACAAUACAACAUCUACGACAAAGAAAGGACAAAGUGCGAGUACAUCUAGGGUCGAUAAGGGUAAUUUUAGAACUACGAGUGAUAAUCGAAAUGACACCGAUUAUAGGACAAUUGGUAGUAACGAUGAACAAACUAUGGAUAAUGCUGAGAUUUUGAGGGAUAGAAGUGUUCAGAAAGAUAAAAUUGAUGGGGUUACCCAGGAAAAUGAGACAGACUUAGAUUCCGUAAAUCUCACGGAAAAGGCAAGCGGCAAUACACAGGUAAGAUCUGAUGAUAAUAGUUCUAAGGGUGAGGAAGUUACUGUCAACUGUCACAAUCAAGACGACACAGAACCUAAUUCCGAUGGAAAUAAGACAGAAGACGAAGAGUCGACUGAAAAUAUUAGCGAGUCAAGUUGUCCCACAAGAGCGUCUUUAAGAUCAGAUAGUUCUCUUUCUGAAGAACCUCCUGCAGCUGAAAACGCUUUAGAGGCCAUCAUAGCUACGCUAUCCUUGCCCGAUAACUGCCGGGGCACGGUGCAGACUGGAAGCGAUGGUAACGAAAACAUUCCGAGUGGUUCCGAACGAACGUCCGAAGUCGUUUCUGCUGAGAACAGAUCUGACUCGGAAGGGAGCGAGGUUGCUUCGGAACAAGUUCGUUACUACAUCGCGUUGUAUAGAUAUGACCCGAUGACUAUGUCGCCGAAUGUGGACGGAGCUGACGAAGAAUUGCCAUUCAAUGAAGGAGACAUUAUCAGGGUGAUUGGUGAUGUGGACGAUGAUGGUUUUCUCUGGGGUGAAUGUAAACUCAAGCAAGGAUUGGUUCCAUCAAAUAUGGUCUCCGAAGUCGAUAUCAACGAAGCAGAAGACUUGUUUAACGAAGAUACCAAUGACGUCAGAUUGCAAAAUGAGCUGAAUUCACAUGACCAAGUCAAUGGGGAACUGGACGUCGAUAUUAUUUCGCAGAAUCUUGGAGAGACUGGAAAUAGUGGUGACAGGUUGUCGUUUUGGGAGAAUUUGGAAAGUGAUGAUUUGCGACCAAGAAAGAUGAAAGCUCUGUAUGAUUAUGAUCCAUUGAGCGAUUCUCCUAACGUCGACAGUGAGGUUGAAUUGAAGUUCAAGUCCGGGGAGAUUAUUUUCGUUUUUGGUGAGAUCCACGACGACGGUUUCUUCGAUGGCGAAUUAAAUGGUAUUCGAGGUCUUGUUCCCUCAAAUUUCUUGAAGCCCGUUGAAGAGAUAAACCAUGUUGAAUUGCUUGCAAAUGAAAAAACCUCAGAUUCGAAGACAAAAUCACCCUCAAAUGCACAGGAACAGUCACUGAACAACCUCAACCAUAGUCCCACUGAAGAUGGCGGAAUUCCUCACAAGAAAAGGAAGAAUAUUUUCUCCAAGGGAAGGAAAAUGUUUAAGAAAGCUUUCAAGUAGAAAAAGUCACAGGAUAUACUUCCGUUAGUAAAGUGUGCGCGUAUAAAUGGUGUAGUCAAUUGAAAGAGACCAAAUUGCUGUUAGAGAAGGUUUUAAAACGUAUAUUUUAAUCAAAGUAUAACGGGUGAGCGAAGUAACCUCGAUACUUUUUAAUGUGUUUUUUAACUAGUUGUUAUAUACUGCUUCUUACGUUCCCUGCAAAAAUCUAUAGCAAUUAUACUUAGAAAACAUAUAAAAACGUUCUGGAAACUGGAUUCAUCGCUAAGUAUAGCUAAUAUUUAUGGCAAAAAUACAAGUUGGUGGCAUAUAACAAUAUGGCAACUAAUAUUGAAUGUAUUCUUUAAAUUAUCAGAAUUUUACCCGUAGUAUAGACCUGUUUAAACCCAGCACGCCUUAUUCAAACCUCCGAGCCCUCGUUAAACUACAAAUCACUUUUAGCUUUCGUAUAUAUAUUUAAUGCCAGGUUUAAGUUAUGUAAAUAACAACUGUACAGAUAGUGUACAAAGAAAUGCUAAUCUGACAACUUCACCACGUAAAUUACUUCAUAAACUAGCGUACUUUCAAAAUAUAUCAGAAAAUCGUUUAGCCAACGCCACUACGGCCAAAUUAUGCGAUGUUCUCCGAGAUUUUUC
Molecule: messenger RNA, 2651 nt
Organism: Dendronephthya gigantea
Lineage: Eukaryota; Metazoa; Cnidaria; Anthozoa; Malacalcyonacea; Nephtheidae
Exons: 6
Coding region: 1-2019 (672 amino acids)
Biological process (GO): neuromuscular synaptic transmission
Molecular function (GO): protein binding
Source: RefSeq, a predicted model, not a curated record